ACGCGCAGUGGUGCUGUACCUGAGCUCCCCGCCAGCGCUGAGGAACGGCGGCGGUCGGAGGCUCUGGAUCGGGCUGGAGCGGAGCGGAUGUCGGUGGCCUCCGCUGGCUAUUGCACUACGCGGGGCGGGGAGAUAGUUAACCCGUGCGGUUGGUGCGAUCGUCAGAUAGCCGAAAGCGGAUUCUUAGUUUGACGGCUGGCAGCGGCGGCAGCAGCAGCAGGAGGAUGUCGAGCCCGGCGCUGCUGCCGGUGUCGAGCCGUCGCUUGGCGGCUCUGAGCCCGAGCUCGGCCGUCUCCUUCUACCCGCAUCACAGAGCCACCCUGCGGCUGUCGGAGAAAUUCAUCCUCCUGCUCAUCCUCAGCGCCUUCAUCACCCUGUGCUUCGGGGCCAUCUUCUUUCUGCCCGACUCCUCCAAACACAGGCGCUUCGACUUGGGGCUGCAGGACGUCCUCAUCCCGCAUGUGGAGCAGGGCAGGCCGGCGGGACGGGACGGCAGCGCCGGGCCACAAGGCGGCGGCGGCGGAGUCAUGGUGCAUGGAGGCGGGGAGGAGCAUCAGCACCGACACAGAGAAGAAGAGGAGCAGCUUCGUAAGAUGAUUAGGGCAGAUCAUGAGAGGGCCCUGGAAGAGGCUAAGGAAAAGCUGAAAAAAUCUAAAGACCAAAUCCGUGCUGAGAUUCAGACAGAGAAAAAUCGAGUGGUACAAGAUAUGAGAAAAAGAGAAGGCAAACAACUACCACAUGUACCUAUCCCAAAACUGGUAGGAAUCAAUAAUGGGGACCCAGGUGACCCAGACACCAGAGAGAAACAAGAAAAGAUUAAAGAGAUGAUGAAGCAUGCUUGGGGCAACUAUAGACAGUAUGCUUGGGGACACAAUGAGUUAAAACCACUUUCCAGGAAGGGCCAUACCACCAAUAUAUUUGGAAAUUCUCAGUUGGGUGCAACCAUAGUGGAUGCAUUAGAUACACUCUACAUCAUGGGUCUUUUUGAUGAGUUUCGAGAUGGGAAAGAAUGGAUUGAGAAGAACUUAGAUUUCAGUGUGAAUGCAGAAGUCUCAGUCUUUGAAGUGAAUAUCAGGUUUAUCGGAGGCCUGCUGGCUGCCUACUACCUUUCAGGAGAGGAGGUCUUCAAGCAGAAAGCUGCACAACUUGCUGAGAAGCUGCUGCCUUCCUUUAAUACCCCCACAGGCAUCCCUUGGGCUAUGGUGAAUUUGAAGAGUGGUGUUGGACGGAACUGGGGAUGGGCAUCUGCUGGGAGUAGCAUUUUGUCCGAAUUUGGGACUCUGCAUUUGGAAUUUGUGCAUCUGAGCUACCUGACAGGGGACCCCACCUACUACAAGAAAGUGUUGCACAUUCGUAAGUUGUUGCAAAAAAUGGAUAGACCUAAUGGCCUUUACCCCAACUACCUUAAUCCGAGGACAGGGCGUUGGGGCCAACAUCAUACCUCUGUGGGUGGGCUAGGAGACAGUUUUUAUGAAUAUUUGCUGAAAGCUUGGCUGGUAUCUGAUAAGACUGAUACAGAAGCAAGGAAAAUGUACGAUGAUGCUUUGCAGGCUAUUGAAAAGCAUCUGAUCAAGAAGUCAAACACUGGCUUGACUUUUAUUGGGGAAUGGAAGAAUGGUCAUCUGGAGAGGAAGAUGGGCCAUCUAACAUGUUUUGCUGGAGGAAUGUUUGCUCUCGGAGCAGAUGGGUCCCCAGAUGAUAAAGCAGGUCACUAUCUACAGCUUGGUGCUGAAAUUGCUCACACAUGUCACCAGUCAUAUGACAGAACAGUGCUAAAAUUGGGCCCUGAGGCAUUCAAAUUCGAUGGUGGGACAGAGGCAGUAGCACUGAGGCAAAAUGAGAAGUACUACAUCCUUCGGCCAGAAGUGAUAGAAACCUAUUGGUACAUGUGGAGAUUCACUCAUGACCCCAAAUAUAGGCAGUGGGGCUGGGAGGCAGCUCAGGCUAUCGACAAGUAUUGCAGGGUAAUCGGGGGAUUUUCAGGUGUUAAAGAUGUCUACUCUUCAUCUCCAGCCUAUGAUGAUGUGCAACAAAGUUUCUUCUUGGCUGAAACACUAAAGUACCUGUACCUCCUGUUUUCUAGUGAUGAUCUCUUGCCCUUGGACUAUUGGGUUUUUAACACAGAAGCUCACCCUCUUCCUGUUUUACGUUCUAUGAACACUACUCUCUCUGGAAAUGUGGUAUUUCAGUGAGGACUGCCAAGAGAACUGGAGGUGAACUUCACUGUUGCAUCGCAGUGCUAGCAGGACAAGUGCAACAAAUUUGCUGGGGGGAAGAGGAUCCUAUUCAAUAAGACUCGAAUGAUUUGAGAUUAAACCGUGCAGGAAAGGUGUGAACUACUGGGAUAGUACAUCUUUCAGAACAGAGUAACUACGAAUGUAAAAGUUUACAAUGAUGUAGUUGGCAAUCAGUACAGUACCAAGGCUGUACAAUGAACUUUAUGGCAGAUGUUUAAAGAAAGCUUAACAGCACUAGAUGUAUGUAAGUAGUACAGGAUUUUGUUUUCUCCUGCACUGCCUGAAGCCAUUGAGAGUCCCUGGUAAGAGUGUAAUAGUCUCAGUUUUUAAAGAAACAGUAUCCCUUUUGUGGAGUCAUCCAUACAUGGUUCUUCCUAACAAAAAACAGAUGAGCAAACUAUUUUUGUAGGAAAAACCUUGGAAGAGGUUGCUUGUGGGGGUUUGUUCCAGUUCUGAUGUUGCAUAUGAUUGCAGACAUCUUGGGAUUGUUGGAAUCUUACCAGUAUAAGUGUGCUUGUGAUAUUUCUGCACUUUGCAAAUUUUCUUUACCCUAAAGAAGCCUUUGUGUUGACCUAAAAGAAAAACCUAUUGGUAUUGCUAUUUCAAAUAUGAAGGCCCAGUUGACCUUCAGGCUUGGUUUGCUUAGGGAGAACUUUGACUUCUCUUGUAAUGUAUUUUUGAUAUUGUAAAAAAAGAUGUAUGCUUUCCAGGAUGUUUCAGUUCUCAUUUGGAUGCGAAAUCUAUAGCAUUUUGUCGAUAUUCCACAGUAUUAGCCCCAACAGAUGGCUGGUGGCUGAAAGUUUGCACUUCAGUUGAAGCUGAGCCAUUUAAUUGUGGUAAAAUGCUUACAAAUGUCGUUCUCGCUUUGCAUUCUGCUUAGAUUUUAAUUGGCUGGUGUUCAAGAGUAGUCAGGCUGCUCUUUAGCACCAGUGGAUAGAGGUCCUAACAGAGUGAUCAAAACUUCCUGAGAUGGUACACAUCUUUUACAGUAUUAAAGAGGAGAUGAACUUCUGUGUUGUGAGCAUCACUUAAUCAAGGUCUGUAAAGCAUUUUAAACUUUAGGUUUUUGACAGUUCCCCUGAAUGAAACUUACACAAAAUUCUCCUUAAUUUCACUUUUCACAACUCCCUGCACAAUGGUAAAACGUAAGGCAAUCUCCCAUAUUUAUUCUAUACACUCUGCUCCUCUUAAAUCAGUUGCUUAAAUUAUCUGAUAUUUCAGAUUUUAGCGGUAAAUUUUUGCUAUGCUGUCUUAUUUAUGUUGCUUAAUUCAGAUUAUUGGUAUUUCAAUUAUUUCGCACAAGAAGUGACUUUGAAUUAUUAGGAGUAGACUGUAUGCAUAAGUUUAAACAAACUGAAACAAAGGUGUACUGAAUGAUUAAAAAAUAUGAUGUCUCUGAGAAUGUUUUUGUUGACUACAUUAUCCAGUAUUUACUCUUAUGAUCAAGUAGGAUUUGUGCCUUUUUCCUGAUUGUUUAGUUUACAUGCUGUUCGAAAAUAUAUCUGAGGGAUUGAGGGCAGAGGAUUUCUUUUAUCAUCUAAGGGGAGCUGAUAUUUCUAAUAUUUACCAAUUCUAAUAAGUGAAUAAAAUUUGUUGCCUUUCCACCUUCCCUACUCUACAUAUGUACAAAGAGCAAGUACAUGGACCCAUCCUUCCCUGGCUGAGAACAUGGUUCAGUGUCAAUUCCGUUCUGCAGUUAGCCUCUAACAGAUGCACAACAGCAGCCCGAAUUUCCCCCCGACUGCAUUUCUGUAAAUUGUUAAUCCCUUAAGAGGCUAGGCCUCAUGCAAGCUGACAUUGUACAUAAUUCCCCCUCCUCAAUAUCUGUCCCCUUCCCUUCGAUAAGAACAUAGAAACAGAAGUGGGCAGUUUAGCCCCUCAACCUCUUCUGCCAUUCAAUGAGAUCAUGAUUGAUUGUGAUACCUUUGGCAAUCAGAUUUAAAAUUAACAACUGAUCAAGCAUCGGUUGCAGUUUGCGGAAAAGAAUUCUAACCUCCUACCAAACUGUUUCCAAAUUUCACUCAAAGUUCUGGCUCUAAUUUUCCACCAGUCUUAGGUUCCACAAUUUGCAAAAAUAGUUUCUCUCUAUCAAUCCUAUCAAUUCCCCUUAUAUCUUGAAAACUUUGAUCAAAUUGAUCCUUAACCUUUUAAAUUCCAGGGAAAUACAAUGCUAGUUUUUGUAAGCGCAUCUCAUGAUUUAACACUUGAUAAAUCACUUGGAGUUCAAAUAUCACUCUGGUAAACCUACAUUUCCUUCAAGGUCAAUAUUAUCUUUCUUUCAAAAAAUAUCUGUCCUCAACCCCUCUAUGUUUGCAACUGCCUUGUGAUUAAUGGAAAAAUGGGUAAUCAUUGGAACAUAUUUAAGUAGUAUGGCUGCAACCAUCUUUGCAUUGCAAAAACUUAAUGAAAAUAGUAGAUGAUUUUGUUCUCUAUCUUUUCAAGACUGAACUAUUAUUCUUAUUUCUCUCUCUCCUCCUUGGUGCUCAUCCUUUUUUUCUAUACCUGCACUUUUUUUUGUUUUCAUUAUUAUAUUCAAGCGAUGCCAUUUGCAAUCUGCCAUCCUAUCUCCAAUGUCCCUUUGCUCUUGAGUCCAUGAAUUGUUGUUGCUUCCCAAAUUUAUAUGCAUCUCUGCCUCAAGUCCCUGUUGAAUCUCUCUCAUUAGGUUUCUGUCUCUCCUACAGCACUUAAAUGUGCUAGCCAGAGUCACAGAUGCCACUCUGUGUGACUGUCAUUGUGCUGCAUUAUCAUUUCUGUUGUUCUUGACUUUCCUGCUUUCUUUGAGAUGGUUGAUCAUACCAUCCUCCUCCAAUGUGUCUUCAUUAUGCAGCUUAGCCCCAUUCUUACCUGUUGAAUAACUUAUUCUCUCGGUCACAAAAACUGCCUACUUGCAUGCCUGUAACAUUGCACGCCUCCAUUCCUACUUCUCUGCCUAUCUGCCACUGAAACUCUCAUCUGAUUCUUUGACCAAGCGUUUUGUCACCUGUAAUGUUUCAGUUUUUCUCAUGACAACAUACUGUUCAUUAUUUUGAUGAUGCCUUUGUGAAGUACCAUGAGGUGUUUUUCUACAUUAAAGGCGCUAGUUGUUGCUGGA
Messenger RNA from Carcharodon carcharias (great white shark), 5328 nucleotides. It is a transcript of the gene man1a2, whose product is annotated as mannosidase, alpha, class 1A, member 2. Gene Ontology annotation, biological process: carbohydrate metabolic process; N-glycan processing. The coding region runs from base 225 to 2192 and encodes 655 amino acids. The transcript is spliced from 13 exons. The record is from RefSeq and is a predicted model, not a curated record. Gene Ontology annotation, molecular function: mannosyl-oligosaccharide 1,2-alpha-mannosidase activity; calcium ion binding. Gene Ontology annotation, cellular component: extracellular exosome; endoplasmic reticulum; Golgi membrane. NCBI's taxonomy places the organism in Eukaryota, Metazoa, Chordata, Chondrichthyes, Lamniformes, Lamnidae.